Moneuplotes crassus is the source of this 1243-nucleotide messenger RNA. Lineage: Eukaryota; Ciliophora; Spirotrichea; Euplotida; Euplotidae. The record is from the annotation of a GenBank genome assembly.
CAACUCUUCACAUAGGAUGCUUAAAUCAGACCUUGAGGAUUACAAGUCUCUAAAAGCUCAGUAUACCAAUUCAGCCACUCUAUUCACCUACAAUUCAGAGAACGAGGACACCUGGACGAUCCUGUCCCGUAUAAUCCUUGAGAACCCUGAAUGUGUCAAGAAGGCAGUAAGGACUGCUAGAGAUGAACUGUUUCAUCUAACUGGCAGGAAGGACAAUCUUAAUAAUAGGAAGAAACAACAGGAAGAAGAACUCAGGAUUUUUAGAGAGAUCGAGAUGGACCAGUGAGCAAAGGAAAGAGCAAAAAGACUUGAAAAAGUAGCGACUAAGAAGUAUAAGAGAAAAAGGCAAAGCAGAGCGAAUUUUAGCGAUGUAAGGAAGGAUAACACUCAGGUUUAUUCAUACAAGGAUUUGAGUCAGAGAGGUAGCUUACUUACCACUGAUAAUAAAGAGAAAUCACCUCAAAAAAGGAAAAAUUUAGGCAAAAAUAAAAGAAUACUUUUGAGGAAGAAGAAUGAAGCAAAUUUAAAUGGCAACGAGACUUGAGAACAAAGUUUUUUUAAUCCAAAUCACUUGCGAAAAGUAGUGUCACAGAAAGAAAUUGGGUCGUCAAAGUUUAAAGGAAACUCUCAGACUGGCUCCCAAAAGAUGAGAGCAAAGAUGGUAAAGAGAGGACCAUUUCCCAGUGAAAGAUUAUACAAUUUGGAGAAAAUAAAAUCAACCCAGCAAUCUCUGUCUAAAAUUCAAACUUCUAGAGAGAAGGAUAACCAAGAUGACAGUCUUUAUAAAUAUAUCGGAGCUCCCUACGAUUCAUCAGGAAUUUUCAGGAAAGACAAGAGGUUGAAAAUGCCUACUCUCUUCAAAUCUAUUCCAAGAAAAGGGAGAAAGAAGACUAAGAAUUUCUUGCCCAAAAAUAGUCAUUACUUCGAGGGAGCAGGUUCUAGAAAUGGACUUAAAACACGGGUUUUAAGCACAAGUCCAGAAUCAAGUAGGAUUAACACAACUGGAUUAUUGCCAUCAAAGAAUAAGAAUAUUGCUACACAGCCAGGCUCACCAGUGCAUAAGUCAAGCAAAAUAUCUGUGUAUUUGACUAAAGUAUCUAAUAUGAUAAAACUGCCGAAGAUGGAGAUGAGGAACAAAGUUAAAAAGAAGCCUCAAGUGAGGGAGAAGGAGAGACCUCAAUGAACUUCCCAAAUUAUUCGUAAAUAGCCAUAUUGAGCUUAAUCCCAGCCAUUUCAAACAGAU